AGAGAGUAACUCUCGCCUCGUUCGUCCAAGCGCUCGCUCGGGACAUCCGCUUCCCCAAAGAAUCAUACCAGAACCCUUCCAUUCUACUACUUGCGAAGCCCUAGUCCUGACCGUCGAUCGCGGGUUAUGUCCCCAGAGCGAGAGGAGAUGGUAAUGGGCCGAAAUGGCGUGGGACACUCCCAUACCGACUCCGUUAUCACGGACGAGGGUACUUCGAGCGGGCAUUUAACGACGCCUCCGACGGAUACCGAGGAGGAUGGCCUAGCAACGGAGCAGUUGGAACAGAUAUGGGCUUGGAACACGCCAGUUCCUGAGACGUUGGAAGUAUGCAUGCAUGACCUGGUAGCAGAACAAGCCCGAAUCGAUCCCGGCCGACCAGCUAUUCACUCGUGGGACGGCGCGUUUACCUAUGAGGAUGUGCAGUCGAAGUCGGACCGGUUUGCUGCUCAUCUGGUGUCGGUAGGCGUCGGCAUCGGGUCAACCGUGCCGUUAUGCUUCGAAAAGUCGAGAUGGACAGUUGUGGCCGUGCUGGCUGUCAUGAAAGCCGGAGCAGCCUUCGCGCUGAUGGACCCGAGCCAGCCGGAGGGGAGACUCCGCACCAUCGUCGAUCAGACCGGCGCCUUGACGAUUAUAACAUCCAAGCUACAAGCAAAUCUAGGGAAUCGUAUCGCGCCGAGUGCGACCCGCCUCAUCUUAUCCGACGAGGAUCUCGGUACCUACGAUGCUUCUGCGCCCCUGCCCUUCGUGCCGGCGACUUCGAAUCUCUACAUCCAGUUCACGUCCGGGAGUACGGGUAAGCCGAAAGGUGUCGUGAUAACACACGGAAACUACUCUAGCGGAGCGAUACCGCGUGCCGACAUAGUUGGAUACCGUGCGCAUUCGCGUGUGCUCGACUUCGCGUCGUACGCCUUCGACGUUUGCAUCGACUGCAUGCUCUGCACCCUCUCGGUUGGGGGGUGUCUGUGCAUCCCGUCGGACGCUGACCGGGUGAACGACCUUAGCGGCGCUAUUCGGAACAUGAAUGUCAACAUGGCCCAUAUGACGCCGUCCGUUGCUCGCGUCCUCGACUCCGACAUCAUACCCUCGCUCGAGGUGCUGGGACUGGGCGGCGAAGCCAUCUCGGCGGGCGACGCAACAUCCUGGAGCCAAACAACGAAAGUGAUCAACGCGUACGGCCCUUCCGAGUGCACCGUCGGUUGCGCUGUCAACGGCGAUGUCGGCAAGGAGAGUCACAAGGGACAUGUUAGCAUCGGCAGGGGCGUAGGAGGAGCGCUGUGGAUUGUAGACCCCUCUAACCACGACCAGCUCGUCCCGAUAGGCUCCGUGGGCGAGCUCCUAGUCGAAGGCGCCAUAGUCGGGCCUGGAUACCUGAACGACCCGGAGAAGACGGAUGCCGUGUUCAUCAACGAUCCAAGAUUUCUACUUGCGGGGAGCCCACAGCACGCCGGCCGGAAAGGCCGGCUAUACAAGACCGGCGAUCUGGUGAGGUACGACAGCGACGGCACGAUUGUCUUCGUCGGCCGCGGCGACCAGCAGGUGAAGCUGCGUGGCCAGCGGAUCGAACUUGCAGAGAUCGAGUACAACAUGCGAGACAAGCUGCCACCGGGCACGCGUGUGGCCGCCGAAGUGAUUAGGCCUGGCGGACCGGCUGGAGAACCGACUUUGGUUGCUUUCAUCGCGGAACGAGCAGGUCUCGUGUCCGAGUCGGAGUCUCUCCUCGGCUCUCUACCACCCCAGGUGCUGGACUGUCUUGCGGAUAUGAACAACACACUAUCAGAAAAUCUCCCCAUAUACAUGGUGCCGGCGGCAUAUAUUCCGCUCAAAAUCAUGCCACUCCUUGUAUCAGCAAAGACUGACCGUAAACGACUCCGAGAGCUCGGGCACUCACUAAGCAGGAAAGAUAUCGCUAGCUUCGCCGCCGCGACGGUUCCUAGAAAGGAGCCCUCGACUGCGAUGGAAAAGAGCAUCGCCCAGCUGUGGGGCCAAAUUCUGGGUCAAGAAAUCGACGUCGGCGCUCACGAUAACUUCUUUAGCUUAGGAGGAGACUCGCUUCGCGCGAUGAAAUUAGUCGCUCAGGCCCGAGCGCAGGAUAUCGCUCUAACGGUUGCCGAUAUAUUCGCGAACCCGGUUCUGUCGAACUUGGCCCUCGUAGCGAGGCCCAGGUCUGGAGACACGGAUAUCGAGGUCAAGCCAUUUUCCCUCCUUAGCAGCGGAUGGUCCGAAGAACAUGCCCGGCGCGACUGUGCUGCCCUCUGCGACAUCGACCCGUCGAAAAUCGAAGAUGUGUACCCGUGCACGCCUCUACAAGAGGGGCUAAUGGCUCUGUCAGCCAAGGUGAGCGAAGCCUACGUUGCGCAGCGUGUAAUCGAGCUCGAAGACGAGACGGCGGUGCAGAACCUUGCGAAGGCGUUCGAAUCAGCUUCUGCGAACUCUGCGAUUCUCCGGACCAGGAUUGUCCAGGUGCCCGACUACGGCUUGAUGCAGGUUGUGGUUAAAGACGACUUUAGCUGUAAGAGCUUAUCAGGGCAGAGCCUCAACGACUACCUAGUGCAGGAUAGGAGUGACCCGGUCCAACUUGGUAGACCUUUGGUUAGAUACGGGGUUGUUACGAACGAAAGAGACAAUGGGAAUUCGUACUUCGUGUUGACGAUGCACCACGCGCUCUACGACGGAUGGUCGAUGCCUCUAGUAGUCGAACGUGUUAACAGGGCACACAACGAUCUGACUACUGAGAGGCCGGCUGAAUUCAAGCACUUCAUCAGCUACCUCGAGACCAUGGAUCGUGGGGAGUCGGAGAAGUACUGGAGAGAGCGUUUAGAUGGGGCCAACGGCGAGCAAUUCCCUCCUCUUCCCUACCCAGGCUACCAGCAGCAAGCCGACUCCCUCCUAGAACACUAUAUACACACCGGGAAGCCCAUCGCUGGCAUAACUAUCGCCACUAUCAUUCGUGGCGCCUGGGCAUCCUUGGUCUCGACUUACACGGCAUCAAACGACGUCGUAUUCGGAGAGACGCUCACUGGACGCAACGCCCCUAUCCCGGGAGUCGAAGAGAUCGAGGGGCCCAUGAUCGCCACGAUACCGGUCCGAGUUGCCGUCGACCCGAACACCACGGUCAAGGAGUAUUUACAAGAGAUUCACGACCAGUCCGUUGCUAGUAUACCUCACGAACACUUCGGCCUGCAACACAUCAGGCGCCUGAGCCCAGAUGCUCGGGAAGCCUGCGAACUACGAACCGGUUUGGUCUUGCACCCUAGUACCGAUGCCGACACGGAGGCUUCCGGCGGCAAACAACCGGCCGACGGGUUCGUCCCCGCUGGCGAUGCGGAGGCGGCGCAGGAGGCACUCAAGUUCAACACGUACGCUCUGAUGCUGGUGUGCUCUCUCGACCCGCAAGGAUUCCUAGUCAUGGCGAGCUUCGACUCGAAGACAGUGGCAAGCCCGCAAAUGGAAAAGAUGCUUCGGCAGUUGGGACAUAUUACGCAAGAGUUCAUCAAGAACCCGGACGCAAAAUACGGCCAGCUUCAGCUGCUAACCGACGGGGAUACGGCUGAAGUCGCUCGCUUGUCUACAGUCGGCGCGACGAGCUCAGCCGUAGCGUCUCUUCUCCCGGCUGGUUGCGAGGUGUCCGAGACGUGGAUAGUCAACCCGUUUAACACGGAAAGAUUGCUACCCCCCGGCGCGGUAGGAGAGCUCCUAGUACGGUGUACUACUACUGGUGAUGCUGGCCUCGAGUCGGUUCCGCAUCCCAAGCAGGCUAGCAACAAUGGCAACGGCCAGAUUUACAGAACUCGCAAGCUCGCAAAGUACGACACGAACGGCACCAUAACCUUGGUUGAACGUCAGAGCCACGCCAACACCUCUAGCACCGGCCCUCGGCAAAAACACGUCUCGGCAACUUCGGCGAAGCAGAAGAGGCUGCGGCAGGCCUGGAGCCGGAUAUUGAAGAUCAGUGAAGACGAGAUCGGGCUGACCGACAGCUUCUUCCAGCUCGGCGGCGAUUCCAUCGGAGCCAUGAAGAUUGUGUCGGAGCUUCGCGCCGACGGCUUCGAGCUGACCGUGCCCGAGAUCUUUAGCCACAGGACGCUGUACGACAUGGCGCGGGUCCUGAGAGAGGGGAAGCCCGCGGUCGAAUCGGCGGAGCCGCCCCCGCCGCCGUUUUCACUACUCGACGUCCCGGAUGCCGAGGCCUUCAUCGCCGAGGUGGUCCGGCCCGUCCUCCCCCGGGACGACCUCGUGAUCAAAGACAUCAUCCCCGCGCGGCCGCUCCAGCACAUCGCGGUCAGGGGCACCACGCGGCUCCCGCGGUACUCGGCGCGGUACGAGCUCUUCCACCUCGACGGGCCAGUCGACCGCGAGAGGCUGUUCGCCAGCUGCCAGGAGCUCGUGGCGCGGAACGAGGUGCUGCGGACGGUCUUCGUCGAGCGCGGCGGGUCGUGCUUCGGGGUGGUGCUGGAGUCGCUGCGGGUCGCGGUGGAGUCGUACGAGAUCGAGGGCGACGUGCCGUCAUUCUGCCACAAGCUCUGCGACGUCGACGUGCAGACACGCAUGCCGCUGGGCUCGCCGUUCGUCAAGUUCCUCUUCGUGCGCGGCGAGGCGUCGCGCAGCUGCCUCGCCGUGCGCAUCUCGCACGCGCAGUACGACGAGAUCUGCCUGACGGGCCUGCUGCGCCAGCUCGCCGCCCUGUACGUCGGCGGCGCCCCCGUCCCCGACGCCGUCCCCUUCUCCUCCUUCGUCUACCACGUCGUCCGCAAGGCCAUCCCCCGCAGCAUCCCCUACUGGCGCGAGCUGCUCGCGGGCAGCGCGCUGACCGUCCUGCGCCCCGACCUCCCGGUCUCCCCCGCGAGGACUCCCGCCGCCGUGGUCCGCACGCUCGACAUCUCGGCGCGCGCCCGCGACGUCACCGUGGCGACGAUUCCGACGGCCGCGUGGGCGCUGUGCCUCGCGCGCCGCCUCGCACUCCGCGACGUCGUGUUCGGCGAGGUCGUGAGCGGCCGCAGCACGGACCUGGCGGGCGCCGACGCCGUCAUGGGGCCGACGUGGCAGUACGUGCCGGUGCGGGUGCGCUUCGGCGAGGGGUGGACGGCGGGGGACCUGCUGCGGUUCGUGCAGCACCAGCACGUGGCGAGCGCGCAGCACGAGGGCAUGGGGCUGGCAGAGAUCGCGCGCGCAUGCGGGCCGGGAUGGCCGGCGACGGGCGACCCGGGCGCCGCGGACGGCUGGUGGUUCGACUCGGUCGUGCACCAGGAUGUGUACCACGUCGAGGAGCUGUCGUUCGGGCCCGCGACCGCCUGCCGCCUCGAGACGGUCUACCCGCACCUCGAGCCGCUGCGCGAGUGGAAGGUCCAGGCGUUCGUGAACGGCGACAGCCUGACCCUGGAGAUCGUCACCUUCGAGGACUGGAUCGGCGUCGCGGCCGAGCUGCUCGACGACCUGGAGCGCAUCGUCGAAGGCCUCGUCAAGAGGCCGAACGAGCCUCUCUUUGCGUAAAUGGGAGAGGAAACAUGGGGAGGAAGGGAACAGUGUAAAACCAUCAGUUUGCGUUUCUUGAUAUGUUAGGUAUUUUUCAUCAGCUUUUUCUACAACUUGAGGUGUCCGCAUCGAAUCUUCGUACAUAUUUUACACACGGGAUCGGAAUAACUAUUAUCAAAUCCACUCUUUUCCCAUGUAUGUCUGUUUUAUAUCCCCCUUUGCCGGCACGGAUAUAUUAGCGCAGUUAAUUCGUUGAUGAGCCUUCAUCUGUGGAACCACGACGGGAGUUGAAGCCUAUUCCCCUUACUAGAACCCCGGCCCUGAUCUAUGAUGAUCCCAAAAGCCGAAGAACGCUGAACUAUCUCAUCCCCACUAAAGUCGGUAUUUUCGGUUUGGCCGUGGGUGGCAAGGGGAUGGUCGUCGUAGGCAAAGGUAGCGUAGCACUUGAG
Messenger RNA from Durotheca rogersii, 5918 nucleotides. RefSeq names its product non-ribosomal peptide synthase. Lineage: Eukaryota; Fungi; Ascomycota; Sordariomycetes; Xylariales; Xylariaceae. The coding region runs from base 127 to 5487 and encodes 1786 amino acids. Gene Ontology annotation, cellular component: cytoplasm. The record is from RefSeq and is a predicted model, not a curated record. Gene Ontology annotation, biological process: amino acid activation for nonribosomal peptide biosynthetic process; secondary metabolite biosynthetic process. The transcript has 3 exons. Gene Ontology annotation, molecular function: phosphopantetheine binding; catalytic activity.